Linum trigynum is the source of this 904-nucleotide messenger RNA. NCBI's taxonomy places the organism in Eukaryota, Viridiplantae, Streptophyta, Magnoliopsida, Malpighiales, Linaceae. The record is from the annotation of a GenBank genome assembly.
AUAAAUACUUAAACACACCAAUUUUAACAAUUAUAUCUCACUAACUACUACAACCUCUUCGUAAUCAAAACCGAUCUUCAAUAUGGCCACCACCAGCUUCAGUACUUCUCCCUUCCUCAUCUCCGCGCUCUUGCUUUCCUUGCUCCUAAUAUUCAACUCCGACAACAUCCGCCGCGCCUCCGCCGUCAGGGUCACGACCUGCACCCGACCUUCUUCUCCGUCGUCAUCCACGUCGACAUCAUCGUCUCCGUCGUCGUCCACGUCAUCAUCAUCAUCGUCGUGCGUUCACGAGCAGUCGAGGAACGUGAUCAGGCGGUGCGCGAGGCUGAUCUCGAAGACGGGGGCGUCGCUCGACGAGCCGUCGGCGGAGUGCUGCGACGCCGUACGGAAGGCGAAGCUGCUGCCGUGCCUGUGCUCGUACAUCACGAGGGACAUGGAGGACCUCGUCGACGUCGGGAAGGUGAUCGGCGUCUUCGCCUCCUGCGGCAAGACUGUUCGCCCCGGCACCAAAUGCGCGAGUUACAUAUUUCCAAACGUAUGAGAGAAGAGAAGAAGCAAGAGAUGGACAGCUAACGGCGGCUACCAAAUUAGAUUUUAUAUAAUACGCUAACUUUGAUCUCCGAGACAUUGUUGUUUACUUACUUUACGUGAAGGUUUAGAUAUAUGUUUUUGUGGCAAGUUUUCAAGACGGCAAAAAGAUCGUCGGCCGUUUGUUUGCAACUUCUUUUCCGACACCUAAUUAAUAAACGAAAUUUGCGGGACUGCCUUUUUCUUGAGUAAUUGAUCGGCCAUUGUGGGUGUACGUUCCAUGCAUUUGUGCUUCUUUCCAUUCCAACGACGGGCCAUUUGACUCGUAGCCAUUUGGGCCCAUGCUCGAUUCGACCAAUAAACUUCAAAUCAUUUG